Molecule: messenger RNA, 782 nt
Organism: Setaria italica (foxtail millet)
Lineage: Eukaryota; Viridiplantae; Streptophyta; Magnoliopsida; Poales; Poaceae
Exons: 3
Coding region: 91-675 (194 amino acids)
Source: RefSeq, a predicted model, not a curated record
GGGCGCCCCGCCGCUGCCCCGCGCUGCUCGGCGACGAGGUCGGCCGGACGCUUGGCGGACGACUCCCACCGUCUACGGAAGAGCUUCUUGAUGACCGCAGGGAAGAAGGAGGAGAUGGGGAAGCUGGUGAUGGAGCGGAGGAUUUGCAUCUGGAUGUCCCCCAUUCUCUUCAUCCAUCUCUCCUCCCCAUCUGCCCGCUGCCAGCGCACCUCCGCUUCCCAUCUGCUCCUAGCGCCGGGCUACAUGCGGCUGCGCGCGCGUGUGCCGCAUCCUCCGCGACGGGGGAACCGCCGUAGCAGCGCCUCCCCGUGGAGCCACCGCUCAGCCACCACCCACCGGAUCACGGGCAAGGCCCUCCUCAUGCUGACAAGCAGGGCACACAAGAGGCUCCGCUCACUCAACCUCCUCCUCAGUUGCCUCGCUUGUCCAACGCCAGCCUGCUCCGUGUCGUCCGAGAUAAUUGGCACAAUUGUUGGCAAUAGCAACUCUGAACUCUCUUUGCCAUGCUUGAUGCAGCAGCACCAACGCGCUGCUACUGUAAGCGUCGAAGGAAGUGAACAAAUUCCUGAACACCACUUGGUGCAGGCGGCUACUGGAGCUAAAUAUACAGCGUUUCUAUUUAAAAUGAAUCAAAGCAAUUCAGUUUGGACAAGGUACUCCUAUAUAAGUUCUUGACGGCGAGGACGGCAACAUGUGCGGCGCUUAGGUGACGGCGAGGCAACGCAUCAAUAUAUUAUGAAGCGAAGCUAACAUAUUAGAAAUAAGCAAAUAAUAACGUAAGA